AUGGACCAACAAGAAGAGGACGAUGAGAUGCACAUGCCACGAUGGGACGAUGACAAAAGAUAUCGUUUGAAGUUCAAGGAUCGCUUAUCACGGGAGCAACUUGUCAAUACCGUCGGAGUGGCUUUCUUGAUAAUUGGCAUCUUGACGCUCUUCGUCGCACUGCCCAUCAUCUCGUUUCUCGGGAAGAGUCUGAUACCUUACAUGUACGAGACACCUUUGAACGAGAUGCCAGGUCAUGGUGCAAAGGAACAGCCGUGGGCAAAGGUCAACGACAAUCUUUACCCUCUGCUGCAAAACAUCAGGACGGGACUCGUGGAUCCGGACACACCUUCGUCUGCUAUGACACGGAAAAGCAUUGGUGGCAAGACCAUGGAGCUGGUCUUCAGUGAUGAGUUCAAUGAGAAGAACCGUACCUUCUACCCAGGAGAUGACCCAUAUUGGACCGCUCCUGAUAUCUGGUACGCCGGUACGCAAGAUUUGGAGUGGUAUGAUCCAGAUGCGGUCAACACUGGCGAUGGCACCUUGCAGCUCCAAAUGGACUGGUUUCAGAACCACGGCCUGAACUACCGAUCCGGCAUGCUCAACUCGUGGAACCAGGUCUGCUUCAAGGGAGGUGUAUUCGAAGUUUCCGUCAGCCUUCCGGGUCCUGCAGGUGUGCACGGUCUCUGGCCCGGUGUAUGGACCAUGGGUAAUCUUGGCCGACCCGGCUACAUGGCGACCACCGAUGGCGUCUGGCCAUAUACUUAUGAUACGUGCGAUACUGGUAUCACGCCGAACCAAUCUAUGACCGAUGGAAGCAGCUUCCUUCCAGGACAACGACUCUCGACAUGUACUUGCUCUGGAGAAGAUCACCCAACACCAGGCACCGGCCGCGGCGCACCUGAGAUCGAUAUCAUCGAAGUCAGUGCAGACUGGGGCGGCAAGGGAAUUGGUGUUGCAACACAGUCGUACCAGGUGGCACCUUUCGACGUCUUCUGGUAUCCCAACUACGACUUCAUGGAAACGCCGAAUUAUCAGUACAGCUUCGUCAACACUUAUACCGGCGGGCCUAUGCAGCAAGCUGUCUCGACCACGACCAUGUUGAACAAUGCGUGGUAUGAUGGCAAGCAGUAUCAAAAGUAUUCUUUCGAGUACACUCCCGGUACUGGCGAGGAUGCUGGAAUCGCCUGGUUUGUCGGAGACGAUGAGAUGAUGGCCAUUGACGGUCGAGCGAUUGGACCCAACGGCAACAUCCAAGAUAGGCUCGUCUCAGAAGAGCCCAUGUCGAUCAUCCUCAACCUUGGCAUCUCCAAUGGCUGGACCUGGAUCGAGAACGACAAGCUCAAGUUUCCAGCCGUCAUGCGCAUCGACUAUGUGCGGUGGUACCAGCCAGAAGGGAGCGAGAUGGUGACUUGCGACCCGCCCGGGUACGAGACCACGGAGUACAUUGCCAAUCAUCCGGAGGCUUAUCUCAAUCCGAACUUGACGACCUGGGGUGCAACUGGGUACACAUGGCCGAAGAAUGCUUUGAUGCAUGAUUGUGAGGUAUGA
This is a messenger RNA of Zymoseptoria tritici IPO323, 1530 nucleotides long. RefSeq lists its product as uncharacterized. Gene Ontology annotation, molecular function: glucosidase activity. Lineage: Eukaryota; Fungi; Ascomycota; Dothideomycetes; Mycosphaerellales; Mycosphaerellaceae. Gene Ontology annotation, cellular component: plasma membrane; endoplasmic reticulum membrane. Gene Ontology annotation, biological process: fungal-type cell wall organization; (1->6)-beta-D-glucan biosynthetic process. Bases 1 to 1530 code for a protein of 509 amino acids. The record is from RefSeq and is a predicted model, not a curated record. The transcript is spliced from 2 exons.